This is a messenger RNA of Purpureocillium takamizusanense, 552 nucleotides long. RefSeq lists its product as uncharacterized. The transcript has a single exon. Bases 1 to 552 code for a protein of 183 amino acids. Lineage: Eukaryota; Fungi; Ascomycota; Sordariomycetes; Hypocreales; Ophiocordycipitaceae. The record is from RefSeq and is a predicted model, not a curated record.
AUGUGCUGGCCCCCGAACAAUGCCCAUCGACAACGCGUGCGCGCUCUGGCCCGCCGCCGCCGCCGCCGCCGCCGCCGCCAGCAGCAAACAAACAAGCAACAACAACAACAAACAGCACGACACCUGCGCGGCCCCGCUGGUCGCAUGGCCAGGCUCUGUGCGUACGUACUAACGUUAGUAAAGACAUCUGUGGUCGGUCGCCUUGAGACAUUGCUCUGCACAGCGCAGCUCCUUCAUCACAGUAGUAUCACACUCUCCGGAAGGGCGGCUCUCGACUGCCGCCUCCGAACAACAAGGCUCAACCCGGAGUAUAUCGACGACACAUAUCACUGUCGCUCGCCUCGUCGGUCAACCGGCGAACCGCCCGCCCGUCCGCCCGCCCGCGCGCUUCAGUCCGGGCCAAUUGUCGAGGCUCCCAGCAGGUCGGGCUCGCCCUCUCCUCUCAUUGAUAGCGUGACAAUGGCUUUGUCAAGCCACGUCAUUUCGCAGCUCCCCACGUCCCCCGACCAGUUCCUCGGGAUGUCCGUGCUUUUUUUUUACUUUUCGUUUUAG